Molecule: messenger RNA, 2502 nt
Organism: Penicillium daleae
Lineage: Eukaryota; Fungi; Ascomycota; Eurotiomycetes; Eurotiales; Aspergillaceae
Product: SLM1 family PH domain-containing protein
Exons: 3
Coding region: 1-2502 (833 amino acids)
Source: RefSeq, a predicted model, not a curated record
AUGGCGAUGGCCGCGCGGCCACAGACCCCCGUGCAGGAUGCAUACCCAAUCCCGCACCCAAACGAGACGGGGGCCCUGAUCCGCGGGUAUAGCACCGGCCGUUCCUCGUCGCGACCCAACUCCUUUGCCGGCAACGGCUCGGCCUUCCGCUACGGUAACCUCGACCAGUCGUCCCAACUCGCCCAUAACCCGCGCUUCAAGGAGGACUUUGACACGCCCAGUCGUCGCAGCUCGGUCUUGAUUGAUGGUCCCUCUGGAGGCGGUGCUGGAGUACAGCGCUCAGCCUCACUCAUGUCCCCGGGCCCGUCGCGCUCAGGCACACUCCAGAAGAAGGCCUCCCUGAGCAAGAAAUCCAGUUUACGACGCAAUGGGAGUCGGCGCUCCACGAGCGCGGGCAGUGUGCGAAGCCUCAGCUUGGGCGACCGAGAGAAAUAUCACUCGGACGGCGUGGAGGAUGUGAACAGCGCAUUCACGGUUCCUAUCCCGACUACUGGCAACCCGACGGAGGUGUUGGCGAACCGCUUUCAAGCAUGGCGCAAGAUUCUGAAGGAUCUGAUCAUCUUCUUCAAGGAAGUACAAAAGUCCUACGAAACCAGAUCGAAGCUCUUCCUCUCCGCCUCUCAUGUGACGAACAACCAAACUGUCCCCCCGGCGUUCCUACAAUCUGGUGGCCUUGCCGAUGCGACCGAGAUUCUCCAGCAUUUCCAGCGUCAGGGAUACACUGAGGCCAACAAGGCCGUGGAGGUGGAGAUUGAGGUAAUCAGUCAGUUGACGGGUCUCCGAAGCGAUCUCCAGAAGAAGACCAAGGAGAUCAAGAGUCUCUCGGGCGACUUCAAGACCACCGUGGAAAAGGAACUUGAUGGCACCCGCAAGGCGGUGCGCAAUCUUCAUGAGUCGCUGGGCCUGGUGGACAACGAUCCCUCUGCGACCUCCGGCAAGGGCGAUCCCUUCUUGAUGCGCCUGAAUGUCGAGCGACAGGUGGAAAAGCAGAUCGAGGAGGAAAACUAUCUUCAUCGGGCGUACUUGAAUCUGGAAAACUCCGGUCGGGAACUCGAAUCGAUCGUCGUCAGCGAGAUCCAAAAGGCCUACAAUGCCUAUGCCAGUAUCCUUAAGAGGGAAGCUGAUGAGGCUUAUGAUACGGUGGAGAAGCUGCGUGCGGGACCGAUUUCGAUGCCACAAGAUCACGAGUGGAAUGCCUUUGUCGCCGGCACUGACGAACUCGUAGACCCGCGCAUCCCGCUGCGCAAUGUGGAGAACAUCACGUACGACGGCAAGGAUCACCCGGCGGCAGCAGAGGUGCGCGCGGGGAUGCUGGAACGCAAGAGCAAGUACCUGAAGAGUUAUACUCCUGGUUGGUACGUGCUGUCGCCGACGCAUCUACACGAAUUCAAGUCGGCCGACCGUGUAGCGUGGCAGACUCCCGUCAUGUCACUUUAUCUGCCAGAGCAAAAGCUGGGCUCCCAUUCGCAGGAAGACUCUAGCUCCCACAAGUUCAUGUUGAAGGGCCGACAGACCGGUGCCAUGCACCGCGGUCACUCGUGGGUGUUCCGUGCCGAGUCCCACGAAACCAUGAUGUCCUGGUAUGAGGACAUUGAAAGUCUCAGCAACAAGACGGGCGAAGCACGCAAUGCAUUUGUGCGGCGACACGUUCGUAGUGUGAGCGGUCGCUCGGUCAGCAGCGAGGUGAUGGAGGAUGACGAGGCUGAUCGGACCCCGUACUCCGCCGAGUCCGUGGUUCUGGGCCAGGAACGGCCCACCUCAGCCACCCGCCAGCCCGGCGGGGCCUUCCCGAGUGACGUCCAGAUCGAUCGGCAUCUCCAAGCGCCGCUGUCCCCAUCCAGCGGUGACAGCUCUGCCGGCAGGGAGAUGAUCGCUGCCGCUAGCGCUCUUCCAGACGGUACUGGAGCCGCAGGUCCCUCGCGGUAUUACGGCGGUCGCGAAUCGGGCACCGCAUCUCCACAACCAACCAAUGAUGACGGCUCAAUCAAGGUGGACCACUCUCGGUCCCGGAUGAGUCGCCAUGACAGCUACUACGGAGACUGGAUGGGACCUACCGCCAUAGUAGCCCUGCAGAAGAAGAGCCAGCUGGCUGAAGCGGCAAAUGCAGAUGCUCGCGAGAUCCGUUCGGACGGAGACCACAACUCCGUGGUGGCCAUGCCUGGGGUCGUAGAGGGUGCAGACCGCCGUGAAUCUUCCGCGCCGCCGCAGGUUGCUCGUCGGGAGAGCGUGUCUACGGUGCCGACCAAUACCAACGGCACCGACUACACCAAUAACACGCUGGCCACGUCCGUCGACGAAGCGCCCGAGUUCAUGAAGAACGGCACUGCCGUGGCUAGUGGCUCCAUGCCCUCCAAGAACUACGAGGAUGGGUACGCAGUAGCCGGCGCCGCCGGCAGUGCCAAAACGGGCCCAGACUUGAGCCUGCCCAAGCAGGACAGCGUCACGGCUAUCGACAUGAAGAUCCCUGGUCGCUACCCACCCACCAACAAUGUGGCCGCAUGA